AUGGAUAUAAAGACUAUUAGAAAUACUANGAAAGUGCUAGAUGAACUAAUGGAAUUACCAUAUUUCUAAGGUAUAGUUGGAGGCACACCAAAAAGAGCAUUUUAUAUACUUGGUAGAAUUAAUGAUCAUUACAUUUAUUUGGAUCCACAUUAUGUUUAAGAAGCUGAGAAUAAAGAUCAAAUCAUUGAAAAUAAAAUGUUCAAUCGAACAUCUUACAGUUGCAAAUACAUUCACUUAUUAAAUCAAAGGCAUGUAGAUACCUCUAUGGGACUAUCUUAUUAUAUUCGAAAUAAAAGUGAAUUACUUCAAUUUUGGAGAAAUGUAAGUUCUUUCAUAAUAUGUAGAUGAAACAAAUAAAACAAAAAUCAGAUGAUUUCUUCAUUUUCCUCUCAGAUACUACACCUGAAUAUGUCGAUUAUAGCAAUUAACUAGAGGAAAGCAGUAACAAACUUAAUGAUGAUGAUGUUGUAUUUUUAUAAUGA
This is a messenger RNA of Paramecium octaurelia, 482 nucleotides long. The record is from the annotation of a GenBank genome assembly. NCBI's taxonomy places the organism in Eukaryota, Ciliophora, Oligohymenophorea, Peniculida, Parameciidae.